AUGGUCGGAGGCUACCGUAUAGGAAUGCAUUUUCUUGCUUCUGCACUUCGAUUUUUGGAACCCAGGUUUGUCUGAGUUUUUGGGGAUUGAGAUUUUUGGAGCUUUGAAGAUUGGGCUGGGAUACUGUAGAUCCUGGAAGAUUUUUUGCUAACAACUUGCUUAGGUUUUCAAAGUUCCAAAAAAAAUUUCCAACUUUUUGGAAUUUUUUUGAACUCUAACUACUUUUUCUACAAUGUACUGUAGUGUUUCUAAACUUCCAAAAACUGUUCACUCAAUUUUCAAAAUUCAUUUUCCAACUUCAUUCCUGAUUUCUGGAACACCAUUUUUUCUGCAGUUAGACAGAAUUUCCAAGUAUUUUUUUCGUAGGACUUGAUUUUCUCACAUAUAAUACAACUCCAAUUUUGGUCUUCCAAUUUUCUUUUUUUUCUAAACAAAAAAUCGCCAUGACGGACUAAAAUAAACUUGAAACGAAAGGAUUACGAGACACUUUUUGCGGCAUUCUUUUUAUAAAUAAAAAAUUUGUGUAAGACAGGAGGGACCUUCGGAAGGAAAAUAAAAAGAAAAUGUUUUAUUACCGUGUCUCCAAGGAUUCAAUUAUAGCCAAAAAAAAGAUUCCAACUUUCAAAUUCACUUAAGAAAGUUAGAAAUUAAUUUUUUGCAUCUGUUUUUUGUUGUCUUGUUGUAUAGAUACACGCAUUUUAGUGUAGAUAUCUGUUUUUUUUGCUUCCUUCAACAAGAUUCGAAUUUCUGAAACGAAAAGAAGAAACACCUGUCUUUUUAAAUCACUCUUUUUCUCUCAUAUUUUUUAUCACACACUAUAUUUUUUGAGGUUCAUGAAAAUUUUAUAAAUGUGUAUGUAUAUGUUUUGAAAUAGAAAGAUAGAAAAAAUGAAACAAAAUAUGAUCUCGAAUUUUGUUUUUGAACAUUGAGCUUUGAUUCGCCAACUUUUUUCGAACGAUUUUUUGAAAAAAGUGCGUAAUUACUUGAAUACUUGCAACCAGGUGAAAAAAAUGAAUGGAAAAAAUUUUUGACAGAAAAAAAAAUAUAAAAUAGAAUUGGGAAAUCCUAAAUUUAUAUAAAAAUUUAAAAAAAGCAAACAAGCAGGGACUAAAUUUAAUCUUCUAAUAAACGUGGUAAAUCAAUAAAUUCGUGAAAACUUGUUUUAAAAUAGUUGUGACGUGGCAAAUAGUUUGUCCAAAGAUAAUAAGAAUUUUCAUUAUCUCCAAUCCUUUUUAAAAAGUACUCUCAACCUUUUAUUCCAAAUAUCCGAAUUUUGUUGUUUUUUUUUCGAAUUCAAUUUUCCAAUAAAAGUUCUGCUAAAAAGUGUCUGAAAAAUUAUUUGAAAAAACAAUUUUUUUUUUCGGAAAUUUAAGAAAAAAAAAUAUUGUGGAAAGAACUUUAUAAAGUGCUUCUUGGGGUUAAAAAAUAGACAAAAUAAAAAUUGUUUUUUUUUUGAAAAAAAUCUGCCAAACCUUUUAUAAACUUGAAAAAAAUUGUUUUUUCAAAUUCAAAAAAAAUGUCAAAAUUCCCUGAUCUACAGUACCUCCAGUUCCUUUCUUUUUCCAAAACAAACCAUAUUUUUCCAGAGUCGAUGAUGAUUUUGUGGAUCGUCUUCACUAUCUCUACACAUCCACCAUGGUUCUGAUGUUUGCUGUUUUAGUGUCUGCAAAACAAUAUGGCAAGUUACUUUAUGUUUUUCCAAAUAUCAUUUUUUUUCCCAGAAUCUGAUACCCUUUCUCAUACUUGUUUUUCUCUUUUCACCUCAUUCUGUUUUUGGUCAACUUGAAAGAAAAAAGAACAUCUAAUGACUUUAUAUAUUUUUACAGUAGACUCUAAAUUCUAAAUUGGCUUCAUUUUUCGCAGAAAAAUGAAUAAGAUUUUUUUUCGUAUGUGCAUAGAAAGUAAAUUAUUAAUAGGCUCGCGUGAUUUAGAGUUAUUCAAACUUCAGAAAAAAAGAAUCGGGGCGAAAAUAAAAUCAAAUAAGAAGUUUUGUUUCAGUUGGCCAUCCUAUAGAAUGUUUUGUUCCCGCGCAAUUCACUCGAGCCAUGGAACAAUAUACGGAAAAUUAUUGUUGGGUGCAAAACACAUAUUGGGUUCCAUUCCAGGUAACACAUAUUUCUGAUAGUGAAUGCGAAAAUAAUGAUUGAUUAUAUAACAUAAGAAAAAACACAACUGGUCAAAAACAAUGAUUGAUUGCUUUAUGUUUUAUAGGAUUUAAUACCUCAUCGAUUGGAUGAUCGAGAAAGGCGACAGAUUGGAUAUUAUCAAUGGGUUCCGUUUGUUUUAGCCGUGGCUGCUUUGAUGUUUCAUAUUCCAUCUUCGGUUUGGAGAAUGUUGGCGGGACAAAGUGGUAUGAAAGAAAAUGGGGAUCGGGAAUCUAAAAAUAUGAGAAGGACUCAUCUGUAUAUUCAGAAAAUGAAAAAAAAUGAUUUUUUCCAAAAAAAAAAAAAACAAUGAGUCCACAGAAGCCUGAACUAGAAAAGUUCUAAUUCACAAACUUCUAAAAACCCUCAUUAAAAUUUUCCUCAAAACUUCAGGUCUCAACGCUGGUUUGGUUCUUCAAUUGGCUUGCGGCGAACAAAAUGUUGAUCCAUUAGUUCGCGAUAAAACCGUCGAUAUUGUUGCUCGACACAUCGAUGAUGCUUUAAUGUAUCAAAGAGAACAUGGAGCAAGAAGAAAUAGUGUUUAUAUUUUUGCGGUUGUUCGAUUAGGAAAAUUCUACGGCGCCUAUGUUUCAUCUGUUUAUAUUUUCAUCAAAGCAUUACAUUUAUGUAAUGUUGUUCUACAAUUUAUGCUUCUCAAUUCAUUUUUACAAACUUCUGAUUAUCCAUUAUUUGGAGCACAUGUUUUAUACGAUCUUUUUAUGGGAAGAGAAUGGCGAGAUUCUGGAAAGUUUCCUCGUGUAACACUUUGCGAUUUUGAAAUUCGUGUACUUGGAAAUGUUCAUCGUCAUACAGUUCAAUGUGUUUUAGUUAUCAAUAUGUUAACUGAAAAGAUUUUCAUAUUUUUAUGGCUUUGGUUAACAGUUCUUGCUCUAAUCACUGCUCUCAAUCUAUUAUUCUGGUUUAUCGCAUUGGCUUCUGGAGCAUGUCGAGAGAAUUUUGUAUCAAAACAUUUGGAUAUUCAAUCAGAUCAAAUCGGCAGAUUUACCCAUCGAUUUUUACGAUCUGAUGGAGUGUUUUUAUUACAAAUGAUCGCUUCACAUGCUGGAAAUUUGAUGUGUGCAAAAGUGACAGAACAAUUAUGGUUGAUAUUUUUGAGAAGAAGUGGAAAACCAGUUUGUGAUGAUAAAGCUGAAGGUUCUGAAAGAACUGCCAAUGAUUGGGAAUCUGUGAGUUCUUGAAAAAGAUUUGGAAUUUGGUCACGUCAAUUCUCAGUUCUGAAAUUUUUCAUUUGAUUUUUUGAAAAAAAUUUGAAUUUUUUCAAAUCUCAACUUUAUGGACCAAAUUUUGAGAAUUUGUAUCUGACCAGAUUCAGAAAAUAUUCGGACCAGGUAAUUUUCAAGAGUCCGAUUUUUUGUCAUUGAAAUUUUUACCAUAACUGGUCCAAUUUUUUUCAACUCAGAAAAUCUGAAAAUCAUUCCUAGAUGAAUAAAUUCUUACUAUAAUUUCAGCAAACAGACGGAGACAAGUCAUCUCUAAAACGAAAUGAAUCAUGGCAUGAAACAUCUCUACCUCCACCAAUGCCAAGUUUGCCAACCCGAACACAUUAUGUAUAA
Molecule: messenger RNA, 3718 nt
Organism: Caenorhabditis angaria
Lineage: Eukaryota; Metazoa; Nematoda; Chromadorea; Rhabditida; Rhabditidae
Source: the annotation of a GenBank genome assembly